Messenger RNA from Phragmites australis (common reed), 1717 nucleotides. RefSeq lists its product as uncharacterized. NCBI's taxonomy places the organism in Eukaryota, Viridiplantae, Streptophyta, Magnoliopsida, Poales, Poaceae. The record is from RefSeq and is a predicted model, not a curated record. Gene Ontology annotation, cellular component: cytoplasm; intracellular anatomical structure. Gene Ontology annotation, biological process: carbohydrate metabolic process; pentose-phosphate shunt. Gene Ontology annotation, molecular function: transaldolase activity. The transcript is spliced from 13 exons. Bases 173 to 1363 code for a protein of 396 amino acids.
AAUGAAAAUUUAGUCUUUUGAAGAGAAAUGCUCGAUUUUAUAAGAGAGGCAAAUUCGUCAUUUCGAAUGCUUAAUUAUUUUUUGAUAUCUCUCGAUUUUAUAAGUGAGUAAGUCUGUCUUCUUCCACUCCCCAUCCUCGAUCUCAGUCGCACCAGCUCCGAUCCCAACUCCCAUGGCGCUCUCCAUCUCCACUCCCACCUCGUACCCCCUCCUCGCCGCAUCCCGCCAGGUUGGCAGGUGUAGUUCACCGGCGAGGUUGGCUAAGCCUGCGACUUUCACACUCCGGAGGCCGGCUUUCGCGGCGCGGGCCGCCGCCGGCAACGCCCCCGCUUCCCCCGUGGGCGAGGUUAUCACUGAGCUCGAUGCGGUCGCCAGCUUCAGCGAGAUCGUGCCGGACACCGUCGUGUUCGAUGAUUUCGAGAAGUUUGCGCCUACUGCGGCUACAGUGAGCUCGUCGCUGCUGCUUGGGAUCGCGAGUCUCCCGAAUACCAAAUUCAAGAGUGCUAUAGAUACUGCGUUAGCAGAUGGUGAGUGUAACGCACUGGAGAAGCCCAAGGACAGGAUGUCCUGUUUCCUUACCAAGGCGCUGGCGAAUGUUGGAGCUGAACUGGCUCAUCUAGUUCCUGGACGUGUUUCGACUGAAAUAGAUGCUCGGUUGGCGUAUGACACUCAGGGCAUUAUCCAGAGGGUGCAUGAACUGUUGAAUCUAUACAAUCAACAUGAUGUCUCAUCUGACCGCCUGUUAUUCAAAAUUCCUGCUACAUGGCAAGGUAUUGAAGCCUCAAGGUUGCUUGAAUCUGAAGGAAUUCAAACACAUCUAACAUUUGUUUACAGCUUUGCACAAGCAGCAGCGGCAGCACAAGCAGGUGCAUCUGUUGUACAGAUAUUUGUUGGGCGGAUUCGGGACUGGGCAAGGAAUCACUCCGGUGACCCAGAGAUAGAUGAAACUUUGAAGAAGGGAGAAGAUGCUGGGCUUGCUUUGGUGAAGAAAGUAUAUGCCUAUAUUCACAGAAACGGGUACAAAACAAAGUUGAUGGCUGCUGCCGUACGGAACAAGCAAGAUGUACUUAGCCUUCUGGGGAUUGAUUACAUCAUUGCACCUCUGAAGAUACUGCAGUCUCUGGAAGAAUCUGUUACUGAUCCUGAUGUGAAGUACAGUUAUGUCCCGAGAUUGACUCCUUCUAUUGGUAAGACGUACGACUUCACUGAAGAAGAGCUUGUGAAAUGGGACCAAUUGAGUCUAGCAGCUGCGAUGGGGCCAGCUGCUGAAGAGCUACUCGCUUCGGGAUUGGAGGGAUACGUGAACCAAGCACGCCGCGUGGAGGAGCUCUUUGGGAAGAUCUGGCCACCUCCCAACGUUUAAGGACGCCUCACUGUAUGACAGUUUUCGGUUCCAACAAGGAGUUAAUAACAACAGGCAAGGAUGUCGCUGACCGACAUCUGCCCUGUUACUUCGGAAAACACUUCUCUUGGGAUAUGAAACGAAGUGCUCCAGCUUUACAUUAGCCAGUGAGAUGAGUAUUAUCCUUGUCUCUUUAAAUGCUCUGCUGUAUUGGUCUGAACUUACUACCGAGUAUUUCCUGCAAAUGUCCUAGCACGCACUGGUGGCAACAGUUCCUUAAUUCAGGUGGCAUUGGCAACGUUGGUUCCAUAAUUCCCUAUGUCUGCUAGUGAAAGUCAUCCUAUGUCGCUGAAUCCAUUCAGCAUUUGCUGGUUA